CACCUUCCGAACCAUCAUACAUGCUGCUGAGGCGGGCUCUUUCAAAACAGUUGUCGUCUUGCGACCCAAAGGAGCGGAAGCGGAAGUUAUACUGGUUUCAACAUGCCCUAUCAGAAGGUAAAACCGCAGCGGCGAUUGGAGGUGCUCCACGACACAAAAGUCGCCCGAGAAUUAGAAAUUUUGGAAAGAGAGCUGAAGCUACGGUUGCAGCACCGCCCCAGCACCCUGUCCUUUGAAGAGACUUACCGAUCCGCCUAUCGUGUUGCGAUACUAUUCAGGGAGAAAAAGAAGCUGUACGAAUUGGUAGUGACACUCAUAGAUGAGUACAUGAACGCACGUUUCCCUACGCUACCUAUGCGGGAUCGCCUUUUACAAGCACCAAUCGAGGAGAUGGGAGCUGCACGGGAUGUCGAGUCGGACGUGACGGAACUCUUGGAGGCAUUGGAAAAUCUUUGGAAAGAUCUCAGCAUCCAACUUUCUGUGGUACGCGAUCUGUGCAUGGCUCUGGAAAGCUGCUACUAUGACGACAACAACUUACCGAGCGUAUACGAUGCCGGUUGCACUACCUUUCGGAGGCUAUUCCAGCAACACUUAUUUCCUAUUGGUGUGAACUCGACGACUGUUCAAAAUGUCAUCAUGGUCUUCAUCCGGAACGAGUUCCACCGAGACCGGAUUUAUGAUCUUGUGGACCAUGAACGUCUACGCUCAUCCAUCCAAUUCUUGAAGACGAUCUCCGAAAAUGUAGCGAAAAAUAAAGUCUCCAAGAAUACAGCGGAAGAAGACACGCCGUUCGCCGCUGUCGAAGCACGCUUGCUGCACGACUGUCAGAGAUUUUACCAGGAAGAGGCAGAGGCCUGGCUGCAUCAUGGAAGAUUAGAUUCGUACUGCCAUCAAGCCGUUAGACGACUUCAGGAUGAGUGGGAGCGGUGCAAGGCACUCCUCGGGGAGCCAAGUGCCGGAAAGAUGGUAAAGCUUGUGGGUGAUGAGGUGAUACGACGUCGGCUCGAUGAUCUAAAGCAGCUAGAAGCACGGGACGAUGUCUUGACAUGGUUGCAAGAUGAGGAGAGCAGACUGCUGUCAUAUUCAACAAUACGGGACGCAUCGAAAGAUGAUAUCAGGUAUUGAGUCGGAAUGCCGGAUGAGGAAAUGCCAGAUGUGGACGACAUCGCUUAGUCCAUGCAAAGCCUAUUACGGUCCGGGAACCGCGUGCUACGCCCUCACAUCACCAACAUGGGAGACACCCCUUCAACAGCUAUGUAGCACGUCCAGUCCAGCCCUGCAAAGCAUUAAACUAGUCUAUCAAUAUCAUCCUUCGCCUUGGCCGUUUUCACAUGCGCGCCAUCAUGUCUAGUCUCGAACGCAGCACGCUCAUAGAGAAGAAGCAGCUACUCGUCGUUCUUCCCUUCCCAUCCGCUCUUAAAAGCCGUCCCAAGGAAG
Trematosphaeria pertusa is the source of this 1437-nucleotide messenger RNA. Its product is annotated as Cullin repeat-containing protein. Gene Ontology annotation, biological process: protein ubiquitination; ubiquitin-dependent protein catabolic process. Gene Ontology annotation, molecular function: ubiquitin protein ligase binding. Lineage: Eukaryota; Fungi; Ascomycota; Dothideomycetes; Pleosporales; Trematosphaeriaceae. The record is from RefSeq and is a predicted model, not a curated record. The transcript is spliced from 3 exons. Gene Ontology annotation, cellular component: cullin-RING ubiquitin ligase complex. The coding region runs from base 103 to 1125 and encodes 340 amino acids.